AUGUCGUCAAUCAGCCUUCGUCUGCGCACCUUCCAACGCCCAAUCAUAUCCCAAUUGCGCGCUUUCACUACCACACCCAGCCACGCAAAGUUGAUGGACACGCCGAAUCCUGCUUCCAACCUUCCGGAUCCAUCUGAAAACUCCUCUGCCGCACCAAACGCGAAGAUGCGUUCGGACACGCAAAACACGGAUCACCAGUCUAGUGCCUCUAAAGAUGAGAACAAGAGCGGAGACGAUCAUCCGGCCAAGCAACCAGAUCAUCCGGCCAAGCAACCAGACCAUCAGGCGCAGCCCACUCGGACGACAGGAAUUGGAGGCGCGACGAAGGUGCAAGGAGGGAAAGAGGGGCUAGGUGAGAGAGGAGACAAACAGUAG
Messenger RNA from Alternaria arborescens, 375 nucleotides. RefSeq lists its product as hypothetical. Bases 1 to 375 code for a protein of 124 amino acids. Lineage: Eukaryota; Fungi; Ascomycota; Dothideomycetes; Pleosporales; Pleosporaceae. The transcript has a single exon. The record is from RefSeq and is a predicted model, not a curated record.